AUGCUCAGUGUAGAGAAGAUUCUUGAAAAAGAACUCUCUAACGAAGAUUUUGUUCAUGUUAUGACUAUUUUAAAUGGAAAAAUAUUGCCGACCUUACCAAUUCCAGCCGAAGUACAAGAAUUGGCAGACAAGCAUGAUUUUGAGGUCAGUGCGUACGUAAUAAAUGCUUACGAGGAGCAAACUCGGAUUCCUCACAAGGUUCGUAUUGCGGCUAUUCAAAACGCGAUUGUAAAGAGUACCACUGAUCCCGUGCAACAGCAAAGACAGGCGAUACAUGACCGUGUUAAACUAAUGAUUGAAGCCGCCGCAGGCUGUGGUGCAAACAUUAUUUGUAUGCAAGAAACGUGGACCAUGCCAUUUGCAUUCUGCACUCGCGAGCGUUUGCCCUGGACGGAAUUUGCCGAAUCAGUAGAGCACGGCCCAACAACUCGACUUAUGCAAAAGCUUGCCCGUGAAUACGGCGUAGUCAUUAUUUCACCCAUACUUGAACGUGAUGAGGAUCGCGAUGAUGUUAUCUGGAAUGCAGCUGUUGUUAUAUCUCAAACUGGGCAUGUUAUUGGCAAGUCAAGGAAAAAUCAUAUUCCACGAGUAGGAGAUUUUAAUGAGUCGGCUUACUACAUGGAGUCAACCUUGGGGCAUCCAGUUUUUGAAACUGCAUUUGGUCGAAUUGCCGUAAAUAUUUGCUAUGGACGUCACCAUCCUCAAAAUUGGAUGAUGUAUGCCCUUAAUGGAGCAGAAAUUAUAUUCAAUCCCUCAGCAACCACUAGUGGACUUAGCGAACCUUUAUGGAGGAUUGAAGCAAGAAAUGCUGCGAUAGCCAACCAUGUUUAUACAGUCGCCAUCAACCGUGUUGCGCACAAGGAAUUCGGACCCUUCUUUGGGAGUUCCUAUGUUGCAGCGCCAGAUGGUUCUCGUACUCCAAGUUUAUCGCGCCUUCGUGAUGGUGUUUUAGUUGCAGAAAUUGAUCUCAAUCUGAAUCGACAGACUAAAGAUAUUUGGGGGUUUAAGAUGACUCAAAGACUAGAAUUGUAUUCAAAGGAGUUGGCUGAGGCUGCUGAUCCGUAUUACAAACCUCACAUCAUUCGCGAAGUUUGA
Messenger RNA from Enterobius vermicularis (human pinworm), 1095 nucleotides. The record is from the annotation of a GenBank genome assembly. NCBI's taxonomy places the organism in Eukaryota, Metazoa, Nematoda, Chromadorea, Rhabditida, Oxyuridae.